AUGGCGUCAGAGGUACUAUCCCCUUCAAUACGCUCGGAGCAAGAUACAACCUCGGUGCCAGCGAGAUAUCAAUGUCAUGUCUGCUUGAAACGCUACAAGCGCCGCGAACAUCUCUUUCGGCACACCAGCUCGCAUACAUCAGAGCGCCCAUACCGUUGCGACUCAUGUGAUGGUUCGUUUCAGCGUGCAGAUGUUCUGAAACGACAUCUUCGCACAUGUGAUGGUGGGAGUUCGAGGUCGGGGGGCCGUCGGAGGGCGUGCGACAGAUGCGUCCGCCAGAAGAAAGCCUGUAGUGCCAAUCAGCCGUGUCAAAAUUGUUCAAGAAAAGGCGUCGCUUGUUUCUAUUCUACUGCCCCGGAAUCGGAAGAGAAGCUGAGUCAAGCUAUCUCCCGCGACCACGAUGGUUCUAUUGGAGAUUCAGUGCCACAGGACGGAGCCUCCUCGAUGUUAAUAGAUCCAACCAUUCCGUCAGAUUCAUCGAUUCAGUUACCCUGGACGCAACAGAACAGCGGAGUUUUCGCGACAAGCCCACUCGAUAAUCUAUUCUGCCGGCCUUUUCUUGAGUCCGCUAGCCCGACCUGGCAAGACUAUCUUCUCCUAGCAUCAGAGAGCCAAGUCCUUAGGGAUAACCCUCUCUUGGAUACGGGGAGAAGCCAGUCAUUGCGUUUUCUCGACCGAUUUACCAGCAAUACUGGCCUGCUUCUGAGUUUUGACUGUGGGACUCAGGUGCAACGUGAGAGUGUUGCUGCGCAACUAGAAGUUGAGAGUCACCAAGAAAUCGGACAGACGUAUACGUCAAGCAACUCAACAUCGCUAGGCUUACAAGCUGUUGUUGAAUCACCUCCGCUACUGGAUAACCUGAGCGAUGCUAGUACCGUUGACUGCAUCCCAAUUAACUGGCUCUGUGACCCACUGUCGCUAAAAACGCAUGAGAUUCUUCUGCUCAUUGAAGAAGUCGUUACAAUCAAACCCAGAAAUAGCUCUGUGACACUAGAUUGGUCAUCCGCUCUGAAAAAUGCGUGUCUACAAUUCUUUUCACCGGCAAAUUUGCGACGGUUCCUUGGUUUCUACUGGGCGAUCUGGCAUCCGAAUGUCAAUUUUAUUCAUCGACCCAGCUUUGAUCCGAUAUCAGCGAAGCCUGCCCUUGUAGCUGCGAUGGCAACUAUCGGAGCGUGUGUUUCACCCGAUAUGCCAGAUAAUGAAGAUGCUAGGACAUGGUUCAACUGUGUUGAAGAGAUGGUCUUCAUAGAUGACGACUUCAACAGUGACGCGAUCUACUCUACCUCGAACAAUAUGUCUAUCCACCGACGAAAGAUUCAGGUUCUGCAAGCUGCAUAUAUUGUUUGUCUUUACCAAAACUGGGAAGGCACGGACUCAAGCAAAAGUCGAAUUCGCCGGAACAGGUUUGCGACCUUGGUAUCUACGGCACGAGACAUUGGAAUAACAACGGCGACGCAUUUGAACUAUGCUGAGAUGGGUCGGCAUGAGUUUGAGUGGAAGGGAUAUGCCACUCGCGAAGAACUAAUCAGGAUGUUCACAUGGAUCUUCCUCCUCGAUACAGCUUUUGUUAUUUUUAAUAAUCUUCCUCCGCGCAUGGUUAUCAAGGAGAUGAAGAUGCACCUCGCAACACCCGAGAGCUGCUUCCAAGCAUUGACUGCAGACGAAUGCCAUCGGGAAAUCCAAACACACCUUCCAUGUGGAAACGCAUAUUGGAAUCUCUCUUUCCGUGGCGCAUUCGAGGCACUUGCAAAGGACACAUUUUCGCCAAGCAUGCGCCAGAUCAUAGCCGCAUCAGGGCCUUUGAAUCUCUUCGCACUUACAUCCGCCAUUCAUUCACAAAUCUUCCAAUACCGCAGUUCAGUCAGCAGCUCCCAAAAUCUGACACCAAUACGCAACACCCUCCAGAACUGGUGCGAUUCUUGGCAGCUUUUUGCCUCGACAUUAUCCGCUGGCUUACCUCCACACGUAACUGUCGAUGAUACGAGCAUUUUACCGCAAGACAUGUGGAAGAGAAUUGGGUUCUGCCGGUACUGCCCUGAAUUUUGGCUAUUAGGAAGCUUGAUGACAGAGCGUCUGGCACUAUUGGGAGAUUUACCGCAAGGGAACGAUCUUGCUCCUCUCGAAGAUAGUGCAUUGGAUCCAAUUCUGAACAAAUAUGAUCAGACUAGUAUGCGGCAAGUCAACAACCUGAUCGUCGGGUUCCAAACGUUUCAGCUGUGA
Messenger RNA from Penicillium cataractarum, 2220 nucleotides. RefSeq names its product putative C2H2 transcription factor. Gene Ontology annotation, biological process: regulation of transcription by RNA polymerase II; DNA-templated transcription. The transcript has 5 exons. The record is from RefSeq and is a predicted model, not a curated record. Gene Ontology annotation, molecular function: DNA-binding transcription factor activity, RNA polymerase II-specific; zinc ion binding; RNA polymerase II cis-regulatory region sequence-specific DNA binding. The coding region runs from base 1 to 2220 and encodes 739 amino acids. Lineage: Eukaryota; Fungi; Ascomycota; Eurotiomycetes; Eurotiales; Aspergillaceae. Gene Ontology annotation, cellular component: chromatin.